AGUACGAGCAGCGGUCGCAGGCGUCGAACGUUCAUGAGCGACCACGCGUUGAGAAGUCGAGGCUCGUGCUCUCAACGUUCACGGGAACCAAUCCAGAUGCUUGGCUGAACAGUGCAGUACAAUUCUUCGACUUAAAUGAGAUGCCGCAACGUGACUGGGUUCGUUAUGCCGUGUACUAUUUAGAUGGUGAGGCCAACGUGUGGUGGCAGUGGCUCACGCGCGUGUAUCGCGGACGGCAACAACCAAUCCGUUGGAAAGAUUUUGAACGGGAGCUCUCUACGUGUCUCGGGAACUCAUAUUAUCAUAACCACGACGAGGCGCUUACUCGGAUCCGGCAGACAGGGAGUGUACGUGACUACCAAAAAGAGUUCGAGAGGUUGGCGUGCCGGGUUCGCGGGUGGCCGGAAAGCGCGCUUGUUGGCGCGUUUGUUGGAGGGCUUAGGUAUGAUCUCGCGGCUGAAGUGCGAUUGGAGAGGCAGGAGACCAUGCAUAAGGCCAUGGAAGUUGCUAGGAGAUGGGAGGAUCACUUGGCCGCAACUCGAAGGGGAUGGGCGGAUUUUCGUGUCCCAGAGCCGCGGCAUGUGUCGGCGACCGUAGGCGCACCUAGUGCGAACGCGAGGCCGCCGGGCACCUUUAGGCCACCGGCAACUGAGGUGAAGAGGUUGACGGAGGAGGAGAUGGCACAGAGACGUGAGAAGGGACUGUGUUUUCGGUGCGAGGAAAAGUACACGCCAGGACUUCGAUGCAAGCAGAAUUACUUGAUCGAGUUUGUGGACUCGGAUGACGAGGAACCGGUGAUCGAGGAAGAACGAGAGGUGGAGGUCGAGGUGCUCGAUGAUGAGGCCGAGAUUGCUGUACACGCCAUGGCGGGCACCAAGGGGCCGAGGACGAUGUGUUUGCCGGCGUGGGUGAAGGAUCAGCGAGUGACUGUGCUCGUGGACAAUGGGUC
This is a messenger RNA of Striga hermonthica, 949 nucleotides long. NCBI's taxonomy places the organism in Eukaryota, Viridiplantae, Streptophyta, Magnoliopsida, Lamiales, Orobanchaceae. The record is from the annotation of a GenBank genome assembly.